Molecule: messenger RNA, 1199 nt
Organism: Spea bombifrons (plains spadefoot toad)
Lineage: Eukaryota; Metazoa; Chordata; Amphibia; Anura; Pelobatidae
Gene: ECH1
Product: enoyl-CoA hydratase 1
Exons: 10
Coding region: 95-1021 (308 amino acids)
Cellular component (GO): mitochondrion
Molecular function (GO): delta(3,5)-delta(2,4)-dienoyl-CoA isomerase activity
Source: RefSeq, a predicted model, not a curated record
GCUGUGAAGUCACGUGACUGGAAGUGAGUUUCUAGCUGCCAGCCAUAACAUGGCCGUGACCAGACGCUGACCUGUAGUUGUGACAGGACUUCUGAUGGCUGCAGCAGCGGUGAGGGGGCUCCUGAGGAGAGAUCUCCGCGGAGCUGUCCUGGCAGUCCGGGGCAUGGCGUCCGGGGCAGAAUCAGCCAAGUAUCAAUACGAGACGCUGAAAGUCACAGCGGAAGGAGAUCACGUCCUACACGUGGAGAUAAACCGCCCCGAGAAACGAAAUGCCAUGAAUAAGAGCUUCUGGAGGGAGAUGGUCGUUUGCUUUCGCGCCAUCGCAGAGGAUGCUAAUUGUAGAGUGGCCGUGAUUUCUGGCGCCGGGAAGAUGUUCACAUCUGGAAUCGAUUUGAUGGAUUUGGGGAGUGACUUCAUACGUCCGCAGGACACCGAUCCGGCCAGAGUCGCCUGGGAGAUCCGAAAGAAGAUAUCGGAGUACCAGGAGUCCUUCUCCAUCAUCGAAAAAUGCCCAAAGCCUGUGAUCGCCGCGGUACACGGAGGCUGCAUUGGAGGAGGAGUGGAUCUUGUCUCUGCGUGUGACAUCCGCUACUGCGCGCAGGAUGCCUGGUUCCAAGUUAAGGAGGUGGACAUCGGUCUGGCGGCUGAUGUCGGGACGCUACAGAGACUUCCGCAGAUCAUUGGAAGCAGAAGCCUGGUUAACGAACUGGCCUUAACCGCUCGAAAGAUGAUGUCGGAUGAAGCCCAAAGCAGCGGAUUUGUCAGCCGUGUUUUCCCCGAUAAGGCCAGCCUGCUCCAGGGUGCGUUUGACCUGGCCGCUGAAAUCGCCAGUAAGAGCCCCAUCGCCGUUCAGGGAACUAAAGUGAACCUGCUGUAUUCCCGAGACCACUCGGUGGAGGAGAGUCUGAACUACAUGGCGUGUUGGAACAUGAGCAUGUUGCAGUCCGAAGAUCUGCUGAAAUCCGCCCAGGCCGCCAUGGAGAGAAAACCGCUAAAAGAAGUGACAUUUUCAAAGUUAUAGGAGCCGUUUGCACUUUUUAGUGGAGUCAGGGGACGGACCCCUGAUCACCCGGAACCCGGAAUCAGACCGCCCCGGUGCGUUCAGUCUCGCUUGUAUUCCAGGCCGGGACCUCUGACUUGCGGCUAAGUGAUAUUUGUAGGAGGUGUUUCUGAUUAAAAGUUUUUCCUUCUGACCAGUC